ACCGUACCGCCCGUCCCAACCACAGUGCAGCAGACGAGACAGCCUCAACGCGGCGUCUCGGGGAAGAGUCUCAAAGGGGGAAAGGAGAAAUCCAAAACUAGUCAAAAACAUAUGAGGAUUAUUGGGGGGAUAUUAUUUUGCGGUCAUGUUAUGGACUUCGUUUAAAAACAGCGUGCUGGUGGAUUCUAGAUUCGAAGUUCUCAUCCGUGUUGCUGUGGGGAAGCGUUAACGGUGGGAAGAAGGAACUUUGCGAGGCCCGAUACCGCUUCAUUCGGGCGGACAAAAAAAACGGCGCAAUUAUUCUGAGACUUCCAGAGACUCUGGCCCUGCGCUUUUGGGGGAAAGAAAAAAAAAACUGAAGUGAACGUCCUCGCCCGUAUCACCAGGGAAUGUGUGGUCUGGGAGUCUUUUCGUAUCACGGAAAUUAUGUUUCACCACUAAUGUUCCUGUCGGUUUAUUUUUGACAAUGGAGAGCAAAUGAGAGCGGUAUUUUCGCUGGAAUAAGCUGCACACCAAACAGAAUGCGGGACAGGGAGCUACAGAACGCCUGCAAAUGGGGUCUACUGUUCACCCUCUGCCUGGCAUCGCUAUGGGGACGACUGACCCUGGCAGCGUCGCACAGGAGCCACAUAGUGCACGUGAAAGCGGGGACGUGUGAAGUCAUCGCCGCCCAUCGCUGCUGCAACAAGAACAAGAUCGAGGAGCGCUCGCAGACCGUCAAGUGCUCCUGCUUCCCCGGCCAGGUCGCCGGGACAACAAGAGCCGCCCCUUCCUGUGUGGACGCUCUGAUAGUGGCUCAGAAGUGGUGGUGUCAGAUGAUGCCCUGCAUGGACGGGGAGGAGUGCAAGGUCCUGCCCGACCGCAAGGGCUGGAGCUGCAGCACGGGCAACAAAGUCAAGACCACCAAGGUCACGCGAUAGUCGCCCUUCACGGGCGCGGCUGCCGCCAGGACUCCGGUUUGUACGCGGCCCUCGUCAGAAGACUCCACGCUCAUUUCGCUUGCAGUAGAUAUUCGGAGGGGGUGGGGGCAGGAGGUGGCGUGGUCCACUGGACCGGGCCUCGCGAAGGAAAGACUCAAAAGACCAAUGCCCUCUUAUAUGGGCGCCGGGACCUGUAAACAUGUACUUAUGAACCCCCGAGGAUUACAGUACCCCGUGUCCGCCUCGCCCCCUCCCUCCCCCAUCGACGACGUCAUACAGAGCCCUGGGAUGACCUGCUUUUAAGGGGGACCCUUCAGUCCGUGACGAACCCCCCGGGAUUAUAAACGACGACAGCUGAAGAGAAAAACACACACCUCAUAGCAUAAAAAAAAAAAAACGUAUUUCUUUUUUACUAAUGCCAAGUAGAGUGGUUCCAUGCGUAUUUAUUUCCUCCAUCUAACUCAUAAAUGCUUACAAGUACAUCCACUUUCUAUUAUCUGCUGCAGACGUUUUAUUUGAACUGGAUUUUUCUUCUUCUGAAAACGACGAUGUUUGCUUUCACUUCGGGGAUGAGGUUGGGACUUGACCUCUGACAUUGGUCUUGAUUUUUAUGAAAAGGACGAAUGUUUUCAGGCGAAAUGCCAAAAAAAAAAAAAAACUACAUUGUAAAAGUUGUGGUACGAUAUGUUGAAACUUAGUGUAAAGAGAUUUUUCAUCGACUCAAUCUGAAUGAAACCUGGAGCUUCUGCAGUUUUAAUAUCUGUUUUUAAAAGCUCAGUGACCACUUUUCAGUAAAUGUGUGAGUAUUGUCGCAAAUAAAGUUAUUUCAAAAGAAA
Messenger RNA from Conger conger (European conger), 1756 nucleotides. RefSeq names its product chemokine-like protein TAFA-2. The transcript has 5 exons. The record is from RefSeq and is a predicted model, not a curated record. The coding region runs from base 522 to 920 and encodes 132 amino acids. Gene Ontology annotation, molecular function: receptor ligand activity. Lineage: Eukaryota; Metazoa; Chordata; Actinopteri; Anguilliformes; Congridae.